AUCAAAUUUAAAGUAACUCAAUAGGCCUGCACGACGACCUCCUGGGCGGCGCUCACGACGGAGGCCGUGGCGAAAGUGGGAAUGCAGGACGUAGACAGGUCUUCGGUCAACCUCGGCGAGCUGGUGGACCCAACAGAGAGGGCAGUGGGCGUCGGUUUCCUCGUAACAACUUUGUGAGACCUGGUACCACCUUCGCGAAGGCUGCCAGCCCUCCACAAGAGGGGAAAGAGAGGGGCUGAACCGCCUAGGUCCUCGACGGAGGAAGGAGUUCAAGCUCAGGACUGGGUGAUGGUCACCAACCGGAGGAAUAGACAAAGUCCCAUCUUGGAUCCGUCGAAGAUGGAGGGGUCUUCCCUGUCGGGUAACAAGCGACAAAGAUCACCGCCUUAGUGUGGUCACUGCCUUCGCUCAACGCACAAGACAUCGGAAUGCCGGCACUUGAUGACCUGUAAGCGAUGCGGAGGAGCGGGACACAUGGCUUCUGGCUGUCGGGUGGAGUUGCUUUCGCCACCCAGACACAGAAGAGCACGACCGCCAACCAAGGCAAGGAACUCAGACAAGGUGGUUCGCUCGGCGACUUCUCAAGCACCGUUCGACCGGAUGGUGGCGAACUGUCUUCAUCCUCAGAAGGUGAAUCUCUUGCUUUCUUUGACGCAGGAGACGACGAAGCUGAGAAAAGAUUUGGCAAAGAUCAUCGUUAUCGAGAUCAUCUCCGGCCAAACGAGCGAUGAGAUUCUACUAGAAUUCUUACCAGGAGUGCUGAACACGCCGAGGGUUGAUGCUGUGUACGAGUUUCGGGGGAAUUCCUUCCUAGCAACCUUGUGCAGGGAGGAAGAAGCGAUUAAGGCCAGCAAGGUCCCGGAGCUAAGCCUGCCUUCGAAAAUGGGACCGUGCGUUAUUUCGAUUUCUCCUUGGACUGUGGAGGUGGGUUUUGUUGGCUCAGCGUCGGGGAAGGGCCAGGUUCUCCUCAUUUGGAAUCUCCCACUUCAUGCUUGGACGUGGCCUGUUCUUGUGGAGAUCUUGAAACCGAUCGGCGAGUUGGUCACGAUACCUCAGCUGAGCAAGCCUCACAAAUCGUUUCUCUCCGUUUUUGUAAGAUGCCAUCAGAGAACGUCCUUGCCUUUUGAGGUUUCCUUGAGCUUUGGCAUGAGAAGGUUCAUCGUUCUGAUCACUGAUAACUGGUUGCCUUUCCCGACCUUCCGUAAUGAUCUGGAGAAGUUUUGCUACUCCUCGGCUUCGCUGGAGUGUGAAAUAGAUUCGGAGGCACCGAGAGGACCUAGAUUCACGCACGAGGUUCCCAGGGAGGCUAACGGUAAGGAUACUAAGGGUGCUCAGGUGACGGGGAAAGACCAAGGGAAUCGUGAGCAACAGUGGAGACCGAGAUCGAUUGCGGCGGAGAACCGUCCGGUGAGCGCUGCUCCCGGGGUCCAUAGGUCCCUUGAGGAUCGAACCUGUUUGGUGAGCUCUGUUCCCGAUACCUGUCCGGUGAGAGCUUCUCCCGGGGUACUGAAUCCUUCAACUGCAUCGGCGGAGGUCAACCGGACGUCCGGCGUUCGCAGAGAGGGUGGCGCUGCCCCUGAUCUCAGCCGGACCGCUGGUCAAUUACCUCCGGAUGCUAGGUGGGGGUUCUCUGAGAUGACCGAUGGUCCAACGUCGCUGCAUGGUUCUGCAUGUGACCUGUCAGAGAGCUCUCUCGCUGUCGGAAGUGGAUUGGAUAAGGAUGUCUCGGUUGCUAGGAACAACGUUGUUGUCCCAGAUAAGAGGUUCCGCCCCCAUCAUCGUCCUACAAGUGUCACGCGCUGAGGAGAGUAAGAGACCCGAUCCCAAGGCAUCCUCGAUUGCUGGGAUGAGGGAUUCUGAGAGGUCUAGCGGACCAUGCAAUGUUGGGCCGUGCAAUACCGCUCUUUGUGUUGCUGGGCCGCUCCUUGUGAACAACAUUUCAGGGGACCCCUUAAAUAUUAAAGGGGUUGUUGGGCCUUCGGUUAUGAAUACUGAAGUUGGGCCGGAGGGUAUGGUUAAUCCGGGGAGGCCAUAUGUUUUUGGACUGGGUCAACAUGGAGGUGUUUUGGAGGACAAUAGUUUGAUUAGUGAUGAUCAAGAUAGCUCCUUUUGUAACCCAUCAAAGCCACCUUCCGCCUUCACUCCUCCGCCAAAUUUUAAGUGGGUAUUUCUUCAUAGUAUUUGGACCCUUGUCCCUGCAAAAUUUUCAGCUGACAUUACUACUAGAUCAGUAAUUGAAACUGGGUCUGAACAGUUAGAUAAACUGGAUAAUAUGGAACCUUGGGGGGAUGAUCAUCAGGAUAAUGACCUUCAGGGUAAUGAGGUUAACGAAGUUAAAGAAUCCGAGCAGGAGACAGAUAGCACUGAUAGCAGACACACAGAAGAUUCAGAGACAGACUUUGAGGAAAAAGUUCGUCGGUUGCUGCAUAGUAGACAAACUGAAGACUCUACCCUGGGGACUAGAAGAAGUGAGCGCAGGAAAAAACUCUCAUCCAGGUGGAAUGAGGAGGCCGGGCUUUGUACCACAACCGCCCCGUUCAGUGAAGAAGAAGGGAAACUCUACCUCUUCAUCAGAAGCUCCUGAUGCAAAGAAAGCCAAGUUGGAGGAGUCCAGUGGAAAGCUUAGAAGGAGCCUUGAUUUCCUUUCAUCUCGCGACUUGGAACAGAGUGCUCAGUCCGAUCCAGUUCCUCCCCAUUCUGAGGGCUAGCUGCUAGCGGUUUCGAUGUCUCUCCUUGCCCUAGGGGGGGGUCUGUCCCCCUAGUGGCUAUUGUUUGUUUUUCCUUUUGUUGUUUUUCUUGUCUGUUCUCCCACUCCUGGUGGGCUGACCCUGGACUUCUGCUCUCUGGUGCUUGUAUGCUUGUUCUUUUUUUCUU
Dioscorea cayenensis subsp. rotundata (Guinea yam) is the source of this 2874-nucleotide messenger RNA. RefSeq lists its product as uncharacterized. Bases 442 to 1803 code for a protein of 453 amino acids. The record is from RefSeq and is a predicted model, not a curated record. NCBI's taxonomy places the organism in Eukaryota, Viridiplantae, Streptophyta, Magnoliopsida, Dioscoreales, Dioscoreaceae. The transcript is spliced from 2 exons. Gene Ontology annotation, molecular function: nucleic acid binding; zinc ion binding.